Messenger RNA from Ectocarpus sp. CCAP 1310/34, 3010 nucleotides. The record is from the annotation of a GenBank genome assembly. Lineage: Eukaryota; Phaeophyceae; Ectocarpales; Ectocarpaceae.
CCGCCUCUUGCUUCUCGAGAACACCCUGAAGUGUGUCGAGCACACCCUCGCACGCACGCUCUUCACGAAGGAGAUGGUAGCACUGCUGCGGGUGACAGCUGUAGCCGCGGCUUUGGCUGUAGUUGUCAACGCAGCCCAUCCAUCGGCGCUCUCGGUUCAGCUCACCAGCAACAAGAACCAUGCAGGACGAGGAAGGAAUAUGCUCAGCGCUGCCGCCGGCAGGAGGCUAGGCGAAGGCGGCGGGGUGGGCACGGUCGACGUCAAUGACUGCGAGAACAUGGAGUACACUGGCGUUAUCUCCCUGGGAACUCCGCCGCAGGAGUUUAGGGUAAUUUUUUCGAUCGCGACCAGCUACCUCUGGGUCGCCAACACCGAUUGCGAGUUUUGCGGGUCGCCGAGCGGGGGCUACGAUGCGUCCCUUUCGAGCACGUACGAGGCUGAUGGGUCGCCUUUCUCCAUCGAGGACGCAUACGACUACACGAUAUUGACAGGAUUCCUGUCGAAUGAUGUGUUGACGAUGGGAGGAAUGUCGACGGCCGUGACCUUCGCCGAGAUGACGGAGGCGGAGCUAGAAGGCUGCACGGAGGUGGACGGGGAGAUGGGUAUGGGCCUCACGAACGACGAGGAGACGAACGCCUUCGAAGACAUGGUUGAGGCGGGCGUCGUGGGGCUCCCGAUAUUUUCCUUUUUCCUUGGCAACAUGGACGCCAGCGAGGGGCCACACGGCGUGCUUACGCUGGGGGGUGUCAACCAGACGCACUACGAAGGCUGCCUGGAGUGGGUCGCGACCUCGGAUGCCCUGGAUGGGACCUCAGAAUUGCCAGGCGCCGUGCCGGAAGGAUUCUGGUCCGUCGGUCUCAGGGACAUCAAGUACGGGUCGGAGAGCAUGCUCAGUUCGCGGGCAGCGGCAAUCCUAGACACGGGAGCCUCCUUAAUCCAGGGGCCUUUCGAUGACGUGGCGAUGAUUGCCGACAUGAUCGGUGCCAUGUGCAUCAAGUUCACCGAGGUUAUGGAGGCCUCCUCCUCGUCCUCUGCUGAUAUUAUCGAAUGCAUGAAUGACCCUCGCGAGGUGGAGUUGAUAUUGGUGGAGUGUGCCACUGACUUCGACGACAUCAACUUCUUCUUCGGCGGGGACGACUUCGCGCUAACGGAAACGGAGCUGCUCCAACCCUUGACUGACUUCGCAUCCACGGAUUCAGUGUUCGACCCCAUGUGUAUCUUCGGCAUGAUCGGGGCAGACCUGACUGACACUUGGGUCCUGGGCGAUCCCUUCCUGCGCACCUUCUACACGGCGUACAACGUGCAGACCCAAACGGUAGGGAUAGCCAGGGCCACAGGCAGCCGCACCGGCGAAGCGUGCGAGGCGGAUGCCGCCCUCGACUCAGGGGCACCAUCAGCGGCUGUUCCUGCGGACGGUGACGACGAUGGCGCAGGGUUAGGCGUUGCGAGCGCCCCGGAGGGCGCAAACAGUAGCGAGGUGGUGGAGGGGGAGACGAGUGUGGUGACCGUUGGCGUGGUCGCGGGCCUGGGAACGAUGGCCUUGCUCGGCCUCGGUGUGGUGGCGCUGGCGGUGCGGCAGCGCUGGAAGAGAACGGGGGGAGGCGUGUACCGGUCUGCCAUGAGCCAGGUCGGCGGCGGCGGCGGGAGCGGGGGGUUCGAGAUGUCGAAGGGGAUGUCCUCUUCCAUGGCGGCGCGUCACGGGGAGGAGGCCGUCGAGCGCGAGGAGGAUUUCCUGCAGGCCUCGCCCUGCGACAGCAGCUUCCGCUCGUCGUCCAAUGCCUCCGCAGGAAGUGGCGGCCGCUCGAAGAGGGUCAUCCGCACGGGGCAGGGCGGAGACGAGGUCGCGGCGGGCGGGACCGCUACCGGCGCCGGAGCGCCGGGGGUGUUCGGGAGACUGCUCGGAGGGGCCCCCGCGCGGGCGGGUUUCGCCGCCUUUGAGGACGCUGACGACGGGGAUGCGGGGGUACAGUAGGAGUAGGAGUAGCACGAACGUACGUAGCGCGAGUAGGGAGUGCGGCACAAAAUGGUACGAAGUAAGACGGAAGUAGGGCGGCGGGUUAUGGUGCAUGUCAGUCACAGCAGUAGGCCAACGGUUUUCCAUGUGGACGACGCGAGCGGCUCGUGGCGCCUCGUAUCUCUUCUUGAUUCUGAGCGUUGUUGUUGUGGUUGUUUUCGUUUCAUGCGUUCGGAGUGCUUGCUUCCGAAAUUUUUUUGUUGACUGCGCCGGCGCGUGCAAGCAAUGUCUUGCUUUCUGGCAUUUUUUUUUUGUUUGUGGUGGAAACUUAAAUUUUUGGUUUGUAUGCAUACCCAAAACUUGUUUCAAAAUGAAUGUCGUCAGUACGGCCUUAGGGUGUUUGAUACACAUAUGUGGUUUGGGCUUGGCGACUGUUUGUUUUCGCCUCUCUUGGUUGGUUUUGGUCGGAUUGAUUUGAGGAACAAUCUUACUACCCUGAUCAAGUCUUGUUGUUGGUUGGGCGAAAGGGUGGGCACGGCGGUGUCCGUUAAUUGUAGCGCAACUUGUAGCGGAGCCAUACGUGACCAACAGGUACACUCCUGAUUUUCAUGCGUGAUGCGUGAGCUUUAAACUUUCCAUGUUAAUGAAGUGACAAAACACGCCGCCACGACUUGAGGACCUCUUAUGUUUUGGACGAGGCUCAUAUCUUUCGUAAGAGUAUGUUGUAAGGGUACACCCAUCAUGGCGACUGUAUGGGUUUUAGUGGGCCUCUUGACUGAACACGCACCUGUUCUAUCGGCGUUUCGGCAUUGUUGAGGCUCAAGUUACAAUAAGUUCUUGGACUUUGUGGUUUUCUGCACUCGGGGUCCUUCGGGAUUGCCGAUGCUCGGUUCAUUAGCUAGACUAUUCAUCAUGCGGUAAACAUUUGUGGCACCGGUAACAGUAAUAUAACGAUGGCAAUAGAACCAGGAACAAGUCAAAACAGAGGCGAAGAGGAACUUCCCGUACCCUCUGUUGUUUGGGUUGCCACACCAAUAUAGGUAAAGAAAGAUUCGC